Messenger RNA from Eufriesea mexicana, 904 nucleotides. RefSeq names its product Uroporphyrinogen III synthase 1 (gene Uros1). Gene Ontology annotation, molecular function: uroporphyrinogen-III synthase activity. NCBI's taxonomy places the organism in Eukaryota, Metazoa, Arthropoda, Insecta, Hymenoptera, Apidae. Bases 104 to 904 code for a protein of 266 amino acids. The record is from RefSeq and is a predicted model, not a curated record. The transcript has 2 exons. Gene Ontology annotation, cellular component: cytosol. Gene Ontology annotation, biological process: uroporphyrinogen III biosynthetic process.
UACCGAUACUUCGAAUAAAUUGCGGACGUUUAUUUCCGCUCGUGUAACUAGUGUACGGAAAUUUCAUAUUUUAGCGCGUAUAAGAAAAGCUAAAUUCGCGAAUAUGGCAUCACAUUACGAAAAAGUAGUUUUAUGUCGUGGUUUGUCGGAAAAGAAUGAUUCACAAGGGGCUUAUGUAAAAAUAUUGCAAAUGGCAGGUUAUUCGUGUGACUGUUUACCUACUUUGUGUUUCGAAUUUGUGAAUAGAUCGGAGCUGAAGACCUGUCUUCUGUCGUCUUCUUCAUAUUACGGACUUAUUUUGACCAGUCGACGUGCCGUAGAAGCAAUUGAAUUUGCUACAAAUGAAGAUAAUGACAUUUUACAACCCUGGAAAACUUUGCCAGUGUUUUGUGUAGGGCCAGCAACUGAAUACUUUGCCCAAAGUCACUUAGGUUCAGAAAACUGCUUUGGUAAAGAAACUGGCAAUGCGAAAGAGUUAGCAGAGUUAUUAGUCACCUCUGUUGCAAAGGAAUCUAAGCCUUUAUUGUACCCAUGUAGUGAAAUUGGACGCGAAACAAUUGAAAAGACUCUUAAUGAAAAUAACAUAAAAGUUCACAGGAUAGUUGUUUACAAAACUUUGCCCAGUAAAAAUUUAGAACAUGAUUUAUUGAAAUUCAUGGAUAAUGUGCCCAGAAUAUUUGUUUUCUUUAGUCCAUCUAUAGUACAAUAUAUAGUAGAUUUAUUGAACAAAAAAUCUUACAAUAUGAAUAAUAUAAAAGCAGUUGCUAUCGGACCUGUGACUAGGCAAGCAUUACUUGAGGCUGGUCUUAAACCUUUUGCUACUGUAAACAAACCUGAACCAACAUCUUUGUUGGAUGCUAUUAAUGAUGCUGAAAAGGGUGAACUUGGUGAAAAGACUGAAUGA